Messenger RNA from Paramecium octaurelia, 1408 nucleotides. Lineage: Eukaryota; Ciliophora; Oligohymenophorea; Peniculida; Parameciidae. The record is from the annotation of a GenBank genome assembly.
AAAAAUAACAAAUUGCCUGUGCAUGUCUGAAAUUGAUAUUACCUCUCAAGAGAAUACUCUCGAAUUACCUAAAUUUGAGGAAACCCUCCCUGAUUUUAAACCUGAACCUCGUAAAGACCUCAAGUAUGAAAUUAAACACGAGCCCAAAUCCUCAUUUGGUCAAUCAUCCAAAGACCUUAUUGAAUAAUACAAAAGUAAAUUUAAUGCCUUCAAACAAUUGGCAGAGGAUCAACAGCCUUUAGCUUAGGAACCAUCUGUCAUUGAAAAAUCAGAGAAAUCUGACAUUUGGAGAAGCGAUGCUGAAAUUCUAAAAUCUCCCAAAGAAUGGGAUUGGAAUAUUUUGGGAUCCAAAAAGGCUUCAACAACCAGUAAUCAAAUUCAAUUUGAUGUCCAUGUACCAGAUCCUAUAGCUUGUGAAUAGGAACACAAAGCAUAAAUUGCCUAACAUAGACAAAUGAUUUUGGGUGUAUUAGACCAGAGAAUUGAGCCAGGUUUAAAAUUGCCAUAAUCCCAUUAACCUUAGAAGCCAGUUGUUGGCGAGUAACAUUCCAAUUAUUAAAACAUUUUGGAAAAGUUCAGAAGUGCUUCUUCCUUGGAUGAUUUGACAACCUUAUUCAAUACUGUUUAAUAAAGAAAGGUAGUUGAUUAGGCAGCACCUUAAUAAUAAUAGUCAGAGGAUCUGUUCUCUAAUCUUGAUAUCAGAAGAAACAAGAAGGCUGAGACCCAAAUCCAAUAGUACAAAACACCUAGUAAAUCAUAAGAGGAAAUCUUUGAAUAUGGUUCAGGAAACAGGACAACCUCUUUCUUCUAAAAGAAGCCAUCAGCCUAAAAGCAAUUGCUCUAAAGUCCAAGUUUGGGCAAUCAGUUCAACUAUAGAUCUGAUUAAUCAGUAACUUCUAAGGUCACUUAAAAUAUGAACUUCCAAGUUGAUGUCAAGGAUCAUAGUAAGACCAGUAAGAGAAAGGAAGAGCUUCAAAGCUUCAUGGGUAAAUUAGGUUUGGGUAAAUACGACACUCCUAAAGUGGUGAUCAAUUUGGAGAGUAAUUCUCAGAGCAGUAAGCAAUUUAUAAAUAUAAGUAGAUUCCACAAUAGACAGAAUGAGACAGUAUGUAAAUGGAACUCCAAUGAGUGCUAGAAAGAGUGGAGGAGGUUUGGGAGAUUUGAUUAAUGAGCGAUCUUUAAAUACAACAACAUUCAAGUAGUAAAUAAAAUCAUAUCACAAAUCUGGUUCGAAAUAGGAAGCAUCAGGACGAAUGAGUGCAGAUACUCAAAAUUUGUCAGAACAAUCACUUAGAAAUUUGCAUCUGAAAUUGGUACACUAAUAGAAGAAUGGAAUAGGAAGUUCUGGAUUAAAAUAUGCCAGAUGCUGAUUGAAUAUAUACUUUUUUAUAUAUCUGAAUUAUCUAUA